Messenger RNA from Cheilinus undulatus (humphead wrasse), 3371 nucleotides. RefSeq names its product rhomboid, veinlet-like 2 (Drosophila) (gene rhbdl2). Gene Ontology annotation, molecular function: serine-type endopeptidase activity. The transcript has 8 exons. Lineage: Eukaryota; Metazoa; Chordata; Actinopteri; Labriformes; Labridae. Gene Ontology annotation, cellular component: membrane. The record is from RefSeq and is a predicted model, not a curated record. Bases 435 to 1331 code for a protein of 298 amino acids.
GGAAACAGGUAGGCUGUUGUUGAGCGCGGGCUGCAGACAUCAGAAGCUUGUCCUUUGUGCUCCUAAAGACUGGAUGAUUUCAGUGGAGGAGAGGAGGAUCAUACGAUUGUUUAUGCUCGGAGGGAAGGAAGUUAGAUGCAGGAAAAAGCAAUGAAAGGUCUAUAAUUAUCUCCAAGUGCUUUUUUUCUUUUCUUGUUUCUUUCGGUCUCACAGGGACGGUCGGUGUCCUGUUUGGAGGAGGCAAUUCGCGGGUUGAUUACAAACAUGGAGGAAUGGUUUUGAAAGCGUAGUCGUGCUGUAUGAAACUUUUGUACAGCGUGGAAACUUCUCCGUGUGUUGAGCUGAGUCAGUUUAGCUGAAUCAAUAUUUAUGCGUUUGGGAGCGCUCGGAGCCAUCUGCACUCUUCCUGGUGAAGCUUUAGGAGUGGCACAGUGAUGGAGGACAUCGAUCUAGAGCAGCAGGAGCCGUUCCCUGUGGACAGAGAUGGGAAACAAGUCGAGACUGGAACGGACCAGCCUGAUGGAGGCAGGAAGAGGGGAUGCUGUGAGAAGUUCCAGGAGUCUGUCUCCAGGUGGAUGCUUCCUGAACACUCUCGCAGCAAAUAUCUGGAGCGAGCCAACUGCUGCCCGCCCCCCAUCUUCAUCAUCCUCAUCAGUAUUGCAGAGUUGUCAGUGUUUAUCUACUACGCUGUGUGGAAGCCUCAGAAGCAGUGGGUGACACUGGAUGAAGGUAUCUGGAACAGCCCCCUCACAUACAGGCCUGAGAGCAGAGAGGAAGCGUGGCGCUUUAUCUCCUACAUGUUUGUCCACGCUGGGGUGGAGCACAUUGUGGGAAACCUGGUCAUGCAGCUGGUGGUGGGAAUCCCGCUGGAGCUGGUGCACAAAGGUUUUGAAGUGGGGAUGGUUUACCUGGCAGGUGUCCUGGCAGGCUCUCUGUCUAGCUCCAUCUUUGAUCCUCUCAGCGCUCUGGUGGGGGCUUCUGGGGGAGUUUAUGCCCUGUUAGGAGGCUAUUUCAUGAAUGCAGUCGUGAACUUCAGAGAGAUGAUCCCUCUCCUUGGAGUGUUUCGUAUCCUGGCUAUCGUCAUAUUCGUUGGCACAGAUUUUGGAUUUGCCUUCUACAGAAGAUUUAUCCAAGAUGAUGCUGGUUUAAAGGUUUCAUUUGUGGCUCAUUUUGGAGGGAUAGUUGCCGGGAUGACUAUUGGCUACGUCUUCUUCAGCGAUUACAACAAGAAGCUCCUCAAAGACCCUCGUUUCUGGAUGUGUAUAGUGGGAUAUGUAGUGUUUUUACUCUUUGCUAUCCUCUUCAACAUCUUCCUGUCUCCAGCAUCAUAGGUCCAUGAAGCUGCACUCUCAAGUCAACACUAAAAGCCUUCAUGUCACACUCAGGAAGACGUGUUUAUUUCAGAGCAGAGUUUCUUAUCAGGGACUUUGAGAAUGUAGUGCACAGGGUGUAAUUUUUUUUAAUUUAGAUUAGAUUUCUUUCUUUGAAAAGCUGAAUUUGAUUAUAUAGUGCCUCCUGCCUUUAAUUUGUAGCAUUACAGAUGGCAUUUUUUAUAUUUUAGAUGAUGUUGUGUUUUUUAGAUUGAAUUAUUUAGAGGUGUGUUUUGAAUCCAAUUAUUAUUGCUCUUAAUUUCAGGUGUGAUAUUAUAUAUGCUCGAGGGUUUUGUUUGUUAGACAUGAGCUUUUUCUGAUCUAUAUUAGUGCCAAUACCAAGUCUAAGUGCUGGAACUCUUACUCAUAAAAUACUGCCAAUACUGCACACUAUAUCAGUGGUUCUCAACUGGUCUUGUCUCAGGACUCACUACCAACUCCUCAGUGAGAAACAAGAACAUAAAUGUGUUAGUGUCUUUGAACAAAUCCGAUUUAUUUAAUGAAAAUGUUGUUUUGGACCUCAGACAGUACAAAACAUGAAGCAUACAGUAGAAAAACAAACAUGUUUAAAAAGCAUUUCACAGACUUUUUUCUUGGUACAUGUUUAUGACCCACUGACGACCCACUUUUGGGUCCUGACCCACCAGCUGAGAGCCGCUGCUCUAUAUCAUUUUUAAGCUUGAUGUUAGCCUCCCAUAAUUUGAGCAGGUAGGUGAAGUUAAGGCCAUGUCUGCAGUUUGGUGGUAUUUUAACAUAAAUGAGGAGGGGAAAAGUAGAGCAGACUAUAAACUAUGCAUUUGUAAAAUUUCAAGGGGAGUGGAGAAGGUCAUCUAAAUCAGUGGUUCUCAACUGGUGGGUUGGGACCCAAAAGUGGGUCUGAGAGCUGUUUUUAGUGGGUCGUGAAGGUGUGCCUGGAAAAAACUGACAUAAAGCCCACGAUGUAUGGAAGGUCAAAGUAGACAGAGGUUUUAUUUUACUUUGUUUUCCAUGUUCUUUUCUUGGGAAAACAAAACUGUUCAUUUCUAAUUUUAAUGUGUUGAUUUCUUAAAAUAUCAAGAAAUCAAGAAUUUGGGUUUUCGAUUUCUCGUUCAGUUGAGAACCACUGAUCUAAAUGAAAAUAAAACAAACUCUUCAAACAACUUUAGGGGAUGUAAUGGUAUUAUUAUUAAGCAUUAGUACAUCCCUAGUUUAUAUUUCAUAUCACUUUCCUGCUGUAUACUUGUGGUCAUCAGUGCUCUGUUGAAACUUUAUGAAUUGUCUAGUUUAGUUUUAGUAUUCAAUCAAAUUUAAAUGUGCCUUAAACGGUUUAAAAUUCAUGACUGUAGUAAUAACAUCAUGACAUAAUCAUGUUUGGCUGUGUGAAACCACUACCACGAAGAAAAAGUUUACAAAAAAAAUCCCCAGGAAAAAGAAAUACUAAUAUUUUUCCAUCAGGCCUUGACUAAAAGCCAAGUCAUUGUUUUAGUCUUUUCCUGUUGACAGGAAGCAGUUAAUUAACUUUCAGCUAAAUUGCACACUAGUAUAAACUUUACAGAUUCCAAUGGACACUGCUGCACACUAGGCUGAAGUAUUUUGGCAUCAGUACAUUUUCUUUAUCUCAAUUAUUUGAAUAAAUCUCUUUUGCUGUUUUGCAGCAAGUGGGAGAACAGCAGCAGGUAGCAAUCUUUAAAAAUCAGAGACAUAUCAACAUUGAUAAAAAUGUACUUGAAGUAAAAUGAGACUUUGUAUGCUUGGUGUUGCAUUUCUAGAACUGAAUAUUUUGUGUUUCUUUUUAAUGAAAUUUCAUGUUUUUAAAAUAAAACUUAAAUUUGAAUCUAAAUUACUGCAUACAUUGAUGUACUACAUGAGUGCAUAGUAGUGAAAGGUGUUCUUAAUAUUUUGCCAACUCUAUUUCCAUUCAUGUGAGGAGCAAAAGAUUGGAAACAAAAUUUAAAUGUACAUUUUACACUACAUUUCCCAUGGUUGUCACAGAUAUGUAACUGCUUGUUCAGCAGUGUAUUU